Molecule: messenger RNA, 744 nt
Organism: Zalophus californianus (California sea lion)
Lineage: Eukaryota; Metazoa; Chordata; Mammalia; Carnivora; Otariidae
Gene: CLEC4O
Product: C-type lectin domain family 4 member O
Source: RefSeq, a predicted model, not a curated record
AUGGCCAAAGCCAGGCAGUCCCCAAACCCCAUUGAGAUUACAGCAUUGAGAGCCAAACUCCCCCUGCAGCAGGGAACACAGGUGAGUCAAGGAGCUGGGCAAUGGGGGCAGACAUCCCCAGACAAGACCUGGAAGUAUCUCUGCCUCAUCAUGUCCCUGAUCCUGCUUCUCACGGUCAUUAUCUUCAGUGUGGUCCUGUCUGAAGUCUUGAAGAGGACAAAGCAAGCGCAGAAGGAAGUCUUUCUACUGAAUGAAAAAGUAACUCAGUGACUGGGGGAUGUCAGGCACGACCAGGACUUCAUCUGGGGCAAAGUGUUCCAACAAAUGAAGGCUGUACUGGCAGGCAAUGAAUCCUCUUGUGAGCCUUGCCCCCCAGACUGGAAGGUCUUUCAGGGCUCCUGCUACUUCUUCUCCCCAAACAACCUCACCUGGACCCAGGCUAAUGAUUCUGGUGUCCAGAAGCAAGCUCACCUGGUUAUCAUCAACCGCUGAACAGAACAGGACUUCCUGACAUCAACUGGGCAGGUGACAUCCUGGAUAAACCUCUUCAAAGAGGACCAGAAAGGCAACCAUAGGUGGGUGGAUGGCUCAACCCCCACUUACAUCAACUGGGACUCCAAGAAGCUACAUGAUAAUGUAACUGCCCCAGCCCGCAUGAUGAUGCACAGCUAUGGACACUGGGGUGACUUCUCUUGUGAAUUAGGGAGAUUUGCUUUCAUUUGUGAGAGGCGGCCGAACUGCUGA